Messenger RNA from Stegastes partitus (bicolor damselfish), 1956 nucleotides. RefSeq names its product DEAD (Asp-Glu-Ala-Asp) box polypeptide 4 (gene ddx4). The record is from RefSeq and is a predicted model, not a curated record. The transcript has 22 exons. Gene Ontology annotation, molecular function: ATP binding; RNA helicase activity; nucleic acid binding. The coding region runs from base 1 to 1956 and encodes 651 amino acids. Lineage: Eukaryota; Metazoa; Chordata; Actinopteri; Pomacentridae.
AUGGAUGAGUGGGACGAAGAAACUACACCAACCAGCAGCAUCUCAAUUGGAGUCACAGAAGGAGGCACCUGGAAUGCUGACCGUGGUGAAAAUAGAAGAGGCGGUGGUGGAAGAGGUAGAGGCAGAGGAGGAGGAUUUAGAAACUCAUUUACCUCAGGUGGUGAUGAGAAUGCCAAUGGUGGGGACAGCUGGAAUAAUACAGGAGGAGAAAGAGGUGGUUUCAGAGGAAGAGGAGGCAGAGGGCGUGCCCGAGGAUUUGGCGGAGAGGAUCGAAGUGAAUUUGAUGGUGACAACAGCAACAAUGGAGUGAGGGAAAAUGGGUUUAGAGGAAGAGGCCGCGGUGGGGAAAGAGGUGGCAGAGGAGGCGGUUUUAGACAAGGUGGUGACCAGGGUGGCAGAGGAGGCUUUGGAGGAGGUUAUCGUGGGAGAGAUGAAGAGAUCUUUCCAAGAGGGGGAGAUAAAGAUACAGAAAAGAAGGAUGGCGGUGAUGGUGACAGACCCAGGAUCACAUAUGUACCCCCAACCCUCCCUGAAGAUGAAGAUUCCAUUUUUUCCCACUAUGAGUCGGGCAUCAACUUCGACAAGUAUGACGACAUCUUGGUGGACGUCAGUGGCACAAACCCACCACAAGCUAUCAUGACUUUUGAAGAAGCAGCCUUGUGUGAGACCCUGAGUAAAAACGUGAGCAAAUCUGGGUAUGUCAAGCCGACCCCUGUGCAGAAACAUGGCAUCUCAAUCAUCUCUGCUGGCAGAGAUCUCAUGGCCUGUGCCCAGACUGGAUCUGGUAAAACGGCUGCAUUCUUGCUCCCCAUCCUGCAGCAGCUGAUGGUAGAUGGUGUGGCAGCCAGUCAGUUCAGUGAGAUUCAGGAACCUGAAGUUGUCAUCGUGGCUCCAACUAGGGAGCUCAUCAACCAGAUUUUCCUGGAGGCCAGGAAGUUUGCCCAUGGGACUUGUGUGCGCCCAGUUGUGGUUUAUGGUGGAGUCAGCACCGGAUACCAAAUCAGAGAAAUCUCAAGGGGAUGCAACUUGUUGUGUGGCACACCAGGGCGACUGUUGGAUGUGAUUGGAAGAGGAAAGGUUGGGCUGAGCAAAGUGCGAUACUUGGUGCUGGAUGAAGCGGACCGGAUGCUGGAUAUGGGUUUUGAGCCUGACAUGCGGCGGCUGGUGACUUCCCCAGGAAUGCCGUCCAAAGAGAACCGUCAGACUCUGAUGUUUAGUGCCACCUACCCUGAAGACAUCCAAAAGAUGGCAGCAGACUUUCUCAAGAGUGACUACUUGUUCUUGGCUGUGGGGGUCGUGGGCGGAGCCUGCAGUGAUGUGGAGCAGAUACUGAAGCAAGUCACCAGGUUCUCCAAGAGGGAGCAGCUUCUUGACCUUGUCAAGACCACAGGAUCUGAACGCACCAUGGUGUUUGUGGAGACCAAGAGACAGGCCGAUUUUAUUGCCGCGUUCUUGUGCCAGGAGGAAGUUCCAACUACCAGCAUUCAUGGCGACCGUGAGCAGCGAGAGCGAGAGAUGGCCCUGGCAGACUUCCGCUCUGGCAGAUGUCCAAUUCUAGUGGCAACCUCUGUAGCUGCCCGUGGUCUGGAUAUUCCAGAUGUGCAGCAUGUGGUGAACUUUGACCUCCCAAACAACAUAGACGAUUAUGUCCACCGUAUUGGGAGAACUGGCCGCUGUGGAAACACUGGGAGAGCAGUGUCUUUCUAUGACCCAGAUGCUGAUAGUCAGUUGGCUCGCUCUCUGGUCGCAAUUCUGUCCCAGGCUCAGCAGGAGGUGCCCUCAUGGUUAGAGGAGUCUGCGUUCAGAAGCCACGGGACUACUGGCUUCAGCAAUGCCAGGAAGACUUUUGCCUCCACAGACUCCAGAAAGGGUCAACAUUCAGGCUCUUUCCAAGACGAUGCUGUGAAGAACCAGCCAGCAGCACAGACCGCAGCUGAUGAUGAAGAGUGGGAGUAG